Molecule: messenger RNA, 2812 nt
Organism: Theobroma umbraticum
Lineage: Eukaryota; Viridiplantae; Streptophyta; Magnoliopsida; Malvales; Malvaceae
Product: Pentatricopeptide repeat (PPR) superfamily protein
Molecular function (GO): protein binding
Source: RefSeq, a predicted model, not a curated record
UCAGCGGGAAAUAGCUCAACGGUGAGCCUAAGGAAUGCCGAAAACCACCAUCUUUUCCAUGGCCGAGUUCCCCAAAAACCUCUCACCAAAGCGAGUUCUCAAGCUCCUCAAAUCAGAGAAAAACAUCCACUCUGCACUUGCUCUCUUCGACUCAGCAACUCGCCACCCGGGUUACACCCACUCACCCGACGUUUUCCACCACAUGCUACGUCGACUAGUCGACUCCAGGCUCGUUUCCCACGUUUCUAGGAUCGUCCAAGUCAUUCAAACCCAGAAAUGUAACUGCCCAGAAGACGUGGCUUUAACGGUGAUAAAAGCCUAUGCCAAAAACUCAAUGCCCGAGAAAGCACUAGAUUCCUUCCAACGAAUGAAGCGAAUUUUUGGUUGUGAACCUGGGAUUCGAUCUUACAACACUUUACUUAACGCUUUUGCUGAGUCGAAUCGUUGGGAACAAGCUGAGUCGUUUUUUAAGUACUUUGAAACAGUGGGCGUAAAGCCAAAUUUGCAAACUUACAAUAUUUUAAUUAAGAUUGCGUGUAGAAAGGAGCAUUUUGAGAAGGCGAAGCGGUUAUUGGAUUGGAUUUGGAAAAUGGGUUUUCAUCCUAACGUGCAAAGCUAUGGGACUUUGAUUAAUGGGCUUGUCAAAGGCGGGAAGUUGGUGGUUGCAAUGGAAGUGUUCGAUGAAAUGGUUACCAGAAAAGUUACCCCUGAUGUUAUGUGCUAUAAUAUAUUAAUUGAUGGUUUUUUCAAAAAAGGAGAUUUUGUGAAGGCAAAUGAGGUUUGGGAGAGGUUGUUGGAAGAUUCUUCUGCUUAUCCGGAUUCCGUUACUUAUAAUGUUAUGAUUAAUGGUUUGUGCAAAUGUGGCAAGUUUGAUGAGUGUUUGAGGCUAUGGGACAGGAUGAAGAAGAAUGAAAGAGAGAAGGAUCUGUUUACUUAUAGUAGUAUGAUACAUGGAUUGUGUCAGGCAGGGAAGGUUGAUGGUGCUGAGAGAGUUUAUAAAGAGAUGGUUCAAAGUGGGGUAUUGGUUGAUGUGGUUACUUAUAAUGCAAUGCUUAAUGGGUAUUGUAAAGCUGGGAAAUUUCAAGAGUGUUUUGAGUUGUGGAAGCUGAUGGAAAAGGAGGGUUGUAUAAAUGUUGUUAGUUUUGAUAUAUUGAUUAGAGGGUUGUUAGAGAAUGGAAAGGUGGAUGAAGCGAUUUCUACAUGGCGGAUCUUGCCUGAGAGAGGUUGCAAUGCUGAAGCUUCAACUUAUGGAGUUUUGAUUCAUGGAUUGUGUAAGAAUGGCUACUUAAAAAAAGCUUUAGAAAUAUUGAAAGAGGCUGAACUUGGGGGAGGUAAAUUGGAUAGCUUUGGAUAUUCCUCAAUAAUUGAUGGGUUCUGCAAACAAGGGAGACUAGACGAAGUAGUUGGUUUAAUCAGUCAGAUGGUUAAGUGUGGCUGUAAACUGAAUCCUUACACUUGCAAUCCCAUAAUUCAUGGUUUUAUCCAAGCAUCCAGACUAGACGAUGCGGUUCAAUUUUUCAAGGGAAUGGACUCAAUGGGUUACUCUCCUACUGUUGCCUCAUAUAAUAUUCUCAUUUCUGGUUUGUGUAAAGCAGAAAGAUUUGGAGAGGCGUACUGUUUUUUGCAGGAAAUGUUAGGGAAAGGGUGGAAACCUGACAUGAUCACCUACAGCUCGUUGAUGAAAGGUCUUUUCUUAGGAAAGAAUGUUGACAUGGCACUCAGCUUAUGGCACCAUGUGCUUGACAAGGCCUUCAAGCCUGAUGUAAUUAUGCACAAUAUUAUCAUUCAUGGCCUUUGCUCUGUUGGCAAAGUCAAGGAUGCAUUACAGCUCUACUCAAAGAUGCGGAAAAGGAACUGUGCUCCGAAUCUUGUAACCCAUAAUACAAUCAUGGAAGGGCUUUACAAAGCUGGAGAAUAUGAGAAGGCAUCAGAGAUCUGGACCCGAAUUUCAAGUGAUGGACUACAGCCAGAUAUUAUUUCUUAUAACAUUACUCUCAAGGGGCUUUGUUCUUGUGGUAAGAUACAAGAUGCACUUGGCUUCUUGGAUGAUGCUUUAGAGCGUGGAAUUGUUCCUACUGUCAUUACAUGGAACAUUCUUGUCAGGGCAGUGCUUUAGGAUUUGCAUGCAGUUAAGUUCCCUAUUGAAAGAGUCAUACUUCUCUAGUUGGCGGUUCAAAAUAUUAGGCAACUCUUCGCCACCUCAAGAAUUUUGAAGACCAGUCUUUGAACUACAUAACUUUAAGAGAGAGAUCCUAAGUUCUGGGAUCAAGAACUGCUAUCUUCAUCAUUCCAGGGAUUCACCAGACGUGCAUGUGAGGAUGGUUUUUGCCAGGAAAAUUCUUUCAAAGUGAUCGGAGGUAUGGAUGCAUGAGCACCUAAAGGUCAUGUUCCUUCAAAUGGCUUUUGUUCUUCCUUUCUUGUUUGUGAUUUGUUCCCCUUUCCAACUGUUAACCAAUUGCUUUUUAAGAUCGUGCGGAUUCUUGCGGGCUGGAUUUACGCUCUUUUAGAGUUUAGAUAUCUUGACAUGAAACCACAGUUACCUAUUUGACCAAAGGUGAACUGAGAAAAUAAAGCAACUAAAAUAGCUCCAAGAACUGCAACUUUUCUCCAAUCAGAUGAAGAGAUGAAAGAGUCUGCAAUUGCAAUGACUAGAAGUGCAAUUAGAGCAAGGUUCUUAAAGAACAACCCUUCAUUCCUAUCUUUCUCAAUUUGGCCUUCGAACUGCGCUAACUGGCCUUCAUUCUUCUCAAUCUCCUGCCUAUUCAUUUCUUGGGAUUCUUCAAAGGCUUGCAUCUGGCUCUCAAUGUUCUCC